CACAAAACUAUAACCCCAAUAGCCCCGUCGCGCAUAGUCGCAACCCACAGUAAUUCCAUCACUACCAGCGCGACUCGAGUUCUUCAAAAAUGGACCCGCAAAUCGAUCUCCCGGACCUGGUAGAAGACCUCGAAGUCGACAUUGACGAGCUCACAACCGCUCUCGAACCACUACUCUCGAAACCGCUCUCAACAACCGCAUCAUCCCUCCCCCUCCUUGACAAAGCCAAACUCUACUGCCUCGCUGCAUAUGCCAUUGAGUCGCUUUUAUUCGCCUCGCUCACUGCAUCCGGCGUCAACGCAACCGAACACGCCAUCUUCAAAGAAAUCGCGCGUCUACGCCAGUACAACAGCAAAAUCAAAGAAAUCGAGGAUCGCGGCAUAAAAGGGAGUGCAGAGGGACGGGCGCGCCUCGAUGUCGCAGCCGCUGGGCGCUUCAUCAAGCACGGGCUGUUAGGCAACGACAAGUACGAUUUAGAGAGGCAGGAGCGCAUGGCCAAGGAGCGGGCGCGGGCACAUCUCAAGGCACAGCAAAUUAACAAGAAGUUUGACAAUGAGGGAAAGGAGGUACAGAAGGGACAGAAUGUAACGCCUAAGAAGAGGGGGGCGGAGGAAAAAGAGGAAGAGGAUGAGGAGGAUGAACAAGUGCUCGAAGGACUAGAAGAGGAGCCAGCAGUUAAAAAGGCACGUGUGCAAGACGGAACCGAAGCAGAUAUACCACAACCCAGGAAACGCGGCCGACCGUCUAAAAAGGAUAGAAAGGCUGAGGAAGCGCAGACUCGCACCACAAGAAAACGCAAUACGCGUCUUGCGAAUCAAGACGCAGAAGAGAACCAAGAAGAGGAAGGACAAGCAGAAGAAGAAGGCGAAGACGACGAUGAAGUAGCAGAUCAAGCGCCAAAGACACGCAGCGAGACAUUUACUGCGUUACUCGAUGGCUCGUUGAGUGAGAAGCACAAGCAGAAAAAGGCAAAGGGGAGGGGAGGAAAGAAGAAUGGCAAAGGGCGAGGGAAGUAAACCGUCUGUGGUUCCUUUUUCCUUGUCUCUCUUCUUCUUCAUAAAAUACAUUACUUAAAAGCGGGUUAUUUGUACGAAAUGCAAAACACGACUGGAUGUCUCUUCCAUAUCUUCUCGAAACAAGAAAACAAGGAGCACAAGCAACAUGAAUAAUAAUAUGACAAGUCUGUUAUGUUUGUAAUUUCUCUCCUCCUCCUCCUCCUCCUCCUCCUCCUCC
Messenger RNA from Bipolaris sorokiniana ND90Pr, 1233 nucleotides. RefSeq lists its product as uncharacterized. Lineage: Eukaryota; Fungi; Ascomycota; Dothideomycetes; Pleosporales; Pleosporaceae. Gene Ontology annotation, cellular component: exosome (RNase complex); nucleolus. The coding region runs from base 90 to 1016 and encodes 308 amino acids. The record is from RefSeq and is a predicted model, not a curated record. Gene Ontology annotation, biological process: regulation of gene expression; maturation of 5.8S rRNA. The transcript has a single exon. Gene Ontology annotation, molecular function: DNA binding; RNA binding.